This is a messenger RNA of Plasmodium fragile, 711 nucleotides long. RefSeq lists its product as uncharacterized. The record is from RefSeq and is a predicted model, not a curated record. Gene Ontology annotation, molecular function: RNA binding; RNA methyltransferase activity. The transcript has 2 exons. Gene Ontology annotation, biological process: RNA processing. Lineage: Eukaryota; Apicomplexa; Aconoidasida; Haemosporida; Plasmodiidae. Bases 1 to 711 code for a protein of 236 amino acids.
AUGAACUCCUUUUUUGUAAAAGAGUCCUCAACUAUUACACAUUUGGCAAGUAACCCUAAUCUUACCUUUGAAGUUAUUUUAUCAAACAGCAAAAGUCUGCUGGACAAUUUUAAAAACAAAUGUUCCAAAUUGUAUUAUACAAACAUCGACACGUUAAAUUACAUUUUUCGUGACUCCCUAAAAGUUAACAAGGAAGCGAGAAACGAUGCUGUAGCUGUAGUGAAAUUACCACAGUCGGUUCCAGCAAAGGAACCCAUCAGAUUUUUACUAGCUUUUGAUAGAAUACGAUAUGCGUACAACUUGGGAAAAAUAUUAAACACGGCCUACUCCAUGGGUAUUGAUUACCUCUUUUAUGUUCACAACACUGUGGAUCCAUUUAACCACAAAGUUGUCGAAUUGACCAAAGGAUCACAUUUUCAAAUUCCUUACCUAUUCGGCUCAUAUGUAGAGCUAAGACAAUUCUGUGAUGCACAUAAUUUGCUUCCAAUUGUGGCUCAUACGAAUGGAAUGAAUCCAGUUCAUAUUUUAAAAGAGACCAGCGAACAAGGGAAGGGAGUGUGUCUCAUCUUGGGGAAUGAAUCCACUGGCCCACACGCGGACGUGUUGAGCUUCGCAAAACCGAUAAGUUUGCCCAUGCACGAAAUGACCAACUCUUUAAACGUCUACGUGGCAGCAAGUAUUUUAAUUCAUUACUUGAAAUGCAUGGCGUAG